Messenger RNA from Sinocyclocheilus anshuiensis, 813 nucleotides. Its product is annotated as dnaJ homolog subfamily C member 25-like. The transcript is spliced from 4 exons. Gene Ontology annotation, cellular component: endoplasmic reticulum membrane. The coding region runs from base 43 to 813 and encodes 256 amino acids. Gene Ontology annotation, biological process: protein folding. Lineage: Eukaryota; Metazoa; Chordata; Actinopteri; Cypriniformes; Cyprinidae. The record is from RefSeq and is a predicted model, not a curated record.
CGUUGCGUCAUCAGUGCGCGACCGCAGCAUCAGAAUGCUGACAUGGCCGCGUCUAUCGAGCUGAGACUCACUUUAUGCAUCUGUCUUGUUUUUAUCCUGGGAUUUUCUUCGGUCUCCGCUCUCAUUGAGGGACUGUAUUGCGGGAUUCAAAGCUGUUAUGACGUGCUGGGAGUUUCGCGUGACGCCAGUAAAGCUGAGAUCGGACGCGCGUACCGCCAGCUGGCCCGGCGAUAUCACCCAGACAGAUAUCAGCCCGGAGAGAGCGACGACUCCCGCGAAACCGCGCAGCAAAACUUUCUGCUGGUCGCUACUGCUUACGAGACACUCAAGGAUGAAGAAUUACGUAAGGACUAUGACUACAUGCUGGACCACCCAGAGGAAUACUACAGCCACUACUACACCUACUACAGGAGAAGACUUGCUCCCAAAGUAGACGUUAGGAUAGUGAUUCUUGUAACUAUUUGUGCAAUUUCACUGUUUCAGUAUUACAGCUGGUGGAGUAGUUACACAGAAGCCAUCAACUACCUGAUGACCAUUCCCAAAUACCGCAUCCAGGCUACUGAACUGGCCAAGCAGCAAGGUCUGCUGAAUAAAACCAAAGAGAAGGGCAAGAACCGGCGCUCCAAAGAGGAGAUCCGUGAAGAGGAGGAGCAGAUUAUCAGAGACAUCAUCAAGAACAAGAUAGACAUCAAAGACCAAGAGGAGCAGGAGGAAGAAAUGAAGAUGAAAAUGGCCACAGACUCACGAUGGAAACGCUACAGGCGUUGGAUGAAGAGUGAGGGGCCUGGACGCAUCACUUUUGCUGAUGAUUGA